AUGGUCUCGUCUCAACAGCACGCUCAACGGACACCUACUUGCACCUAUACCACCGGGGGCACUGCUUGGAAGAAAUACGACUUCCACACUGAGAACCCAAUCUCAGUGAUUUAUGACCAAUACCCCAACUGGACUUGUCUUCCUGAUGCGGAUUAUCCAUGUAGCGGUGCUGGAUACCCUGCCUACGUGAUCAAUGUCACCAAGGCUGACCAUGUCAAGAUUGGUGUUGACUUUGCCCGAAAGCAUAACAUUAGGCUCAUCGUCAAGAAUACCGGCCACGACUACAUGGGUCGCUCAGUUGCACCAGGCUCUCUAUCACUAUGGACCCAUCAUCUCAAAGACCUGACUUAUCACAAUGGACAAUUCAAACUUUACAACUCAAAGAUCACCAUCAACGGUGAUGCUGUGACUGCCGGAGCUGGAGCGCAGAUGUACGACAUUUACACCUAUUUAGAUAAAUAUGGCCGCGUUGUUGUUGGCGGCGGUGGAAAAUCAGUUGGUCUUGGAGGAUAUGUCACUGGCGGAGGCCACUCACUCUUGUCGCCGAGGUAUGGUCUUGCUGUUGAUCAAGUUCUACAGAUGACUAUUGUGACUCCCAGUGGAAAGGUUCUGACCAUUAAUGAGAACAAUCAUCAGGGUCUCUUCUGGGCUAUGAGAGGAGGCGGUGGUUCAACCUUUGGUGUUAUCAUCUCAGUGACUCUCAAGGUCUACAAAACGCCAAAGAUCUCUGCAUCAGCUUGGACAGUUGGAACAUCUGCUGAAGCACCUUUCAAGUAUGAGAUGCUCGCCUACGUUCUUUCCCAGUUCCCAUCUCUCGCAGAUGCAGGUCUAUCUGGAUAUGCAUCUCUCAGCCCACGCAUUGCCAACCCAUCUCCUGCUCCAGGAGCACCGGAGGAAGUCGCUGGGAUAUCGGGCAUCUUUGCCGCACAAGACGAGCAAGAUCCCCAUUAUAUCCAAAAGCUCAUCAAACCCCUCAAUGAAACCCUCCAGAAGCGUUGGCCAGGCUUGGUCCAGUUCACUGCCAAGUCGGAGAGCUACUCUUCAUUCUUAAAGUGGUACGAUAUCUACUUUGACCAAGGUCCUGCUGGAGAAACAAAUUAUAUCGUCUCCAGACUUUUGACUAAGGAUUCCCUCGAGGGAGAUCAAUCCAAGUUGGGUUAUGCACUUGAACAAGGUUGUUUGCCAUCUGGUGGCAUGAUUGCUCAUUUGAUUUCGGGGAAAGGAGUACACAAUGCGAAGCCCAGAGGAGGAAGUGUUGCAGCAAACCCUGGUUGGAGAGAGACUUAUGUCCACGCACUUGCCGGGCAUACUUUCGAGCCCUUCAACCGAACCUCCGAGACACAAGCUAUUCAGAGCUUGAUCAAAACCUGGGAGCCAUUCCGUGAAUUAUCGCCAAAGGCAGGCGCUUACAUUAAUGAGGCACUUCCUUUCGAACAAGACUGGCAGCAUGCUUUCUGGGGCGACAACUACGAGAGACUCCUUUCCAUCAAGAGAGAAGCUGAUCCAGAUGAUGUAUUGUGGUGCUACCCUUGUGUCGGAAGUGAAAAGUGGAAACAGAAAUCCAAUGGUCGCCUUUGUAAAGUGGCUUAA
Fusarium poae is the source of this 1590-nucleotide messenger RNA. RefSeq lists its product as uncharacterized. The transcript has 6 exons. Lineage: Eukaryota; Fungi; Ascomycota; Sordariomycetes; Hypocreales; Nectriaceae. Bases 1 to 1590 code for a protein of 529 amino acids. The record is from RefSeq and is a predicted model, not a curated record. Gene Ontology annotation, molecular function: oxidoreductase activity; FAD binding.